This is a messenger RNA of Chilo suppressalis (striped riceborer), 969 nucleotides long. The record is from the annotation of a GenBank genome assembly. NCBI's taxonomy places the organism in Eukaryota, Metazoa, Arthropoda, Insecta, Lepidoptera, Crambidae.
AUUUGUGUAAAGACAAGUUAGAAUAAGUAGUUCGAAGAAGUUAUAAACAUAAUUCUUUGGGGCAUCGAAGUUGAACGGUCUUAGCACUAAAAUUUAAUAUGUUAUAGGAAAAACGCACAGUUUACCCACACUGAGGUUUUUUUUUAUCAAAACUUGUUUCGAAUUGUGUAGAUGACGUCCGGCCAUAGUCAUUUACACUUAAUCGAGGAGGAAGCACAGUAGUUCGUCUCAAGAUCUCUAUUUAUACAGUCGUAGUAAAUGUGUCGAUAAAUAUUUCUAGUCAUUAAACUAAAAUAACAAAAAUUUCGUGUGUGAAGUGUAAGGGUACUAUUGAUUAAAUUUUAAGUGAAAAAAAGACAAAAUGAAAUGCAUUAUAAGUGUUUUGUGUUUGAUUUUAAUGAUCGGUGAAAUAUUAACAGAUAAUAAUAACGCUACACAGAAUUCGAUUGGAUUUCCUGAGAUCGAGGAAAAUGAGAGUUUAAAAAAUAAAGACGAUCGGCAGCCGGUCUUCAUGCCUGCAACGUGUCCUCCUAACGAACUUUAUUAUCCUGGUGACCAGAAAGACGACUGGAUUUGUGAUUGCAGGCCAGCUUUCCUGUAUCAUCCGGGGUCAGAUUCGUGCUGGUCAGCAUACCAACGUGGCCCUUGUGCAUCCGAUGAAUACAUCACACUGCCGAAGGACUCGGUUAUUCCGGUUUGUGUGAAGAACCCGUGCGGAGUGGACACUUACGUCAUUUUCAAUGGGAGAUGCGAACGGUUCGGUUCGAUCACGGCUUGUGCACAUCUAUAUCCUGUCGUCGCCGCUGUUGGUGUGAAUGCAACGACUUUAGAAGUAGACUGUGUCCAACUCAACUUGCAAUCGAGGUUCGGUGAAGACCGGCCGAUGCCGCCAAACCAGCACCUGAUACCAUGCCAACGCGGAUCCAAGAACAGUGUCAAUAACAAAUGUGACAAAAAAAAUAAUUAAAU